Molecule: messenger RNA, 1227 nt
Organism: Raphanus sativus (radish)
Lineage: Eukaryota; Viridiplantae; Streptophyta; Magnoliopsida; Brassicales; Brassicaceae
Exons: 1
Coding region: 1-1227 (408 amino acids)
Source: RefSeq, a predicted model, not a curated record
AUGUCCGACAGCACAAGAUCAAUCAAUCUGCAAGAAGAGAUCGAGCGAUCGUUGACUGAUGAGGAGCAAAAGUCUUCUUAUUCUGGAAAUCAACAUGUUGGGUCUGAAAAACGCAGUAUUGCUAAAGACAGACCAAAGAGAGUUGAUGUCAGGCCACCAACGAGAUAUCGAUUUGAAGAUAUGGUGGGUUAUGCACUACAGGUUGCAGAGGAAGUGGAUACUUACGAGCCAUCCACUUACAGAGAAGUUAUUUCGAGUUAUGCGUCUGAGAGAUGGUUUGCUGCAAUGGAAGCUGAAAUGGAAUCUUACGAGAAGAAUCACACAUGGAAUCUGGUUACAAUAUUACUUGGGAGAAAGGUUGUGACUUGCAAGUGGUAUAAGAGGUUGGAUAGCUAUAGGGUCAGUUUGGGCUACGACAUGAAUCCUUAUGACUGUUGUAUUUACAUGAGCAAGAUGGAGGAUGUUUCGCAUAUCUAUCCGGUGUUGUAUAUAGAUAUCAAGAUGAUAGUUGUCAAUAAAAUGUGUGAUGUUCAGAAGUUGAAAGAGCUACUGAAUUCUGAAUGUAAGACUUUCUGGUACCUCAAGGGUACAUCUGAGAUUGGUUUUGUCUAUAGAGACAAGACAAAGGGAAAUCGAUCGACACCAGCACUUAUGCAUCGAUCGAUACGACAGUUUCAGAGACGCAAGAUGAUUGGUCAAAAGAGGUCAAUCUGGUACCUUAAAGGUACAUCUGAUGUUGAUCUUGUCUAUGAAGACAAGGAUCUGAGCCUGGUUAUAGGCUAUUCUGAUUGGUAUUAUGCAGAAGAUGUGGACAGUAGGAGAUCUAUGAUUGGUUAUGUAUUUACUCUGGGUAGUUCUGUUGUGAGCUGGAAGGCGACUUUGCAGUCGACAGUGACUUUGUAUACUACUGAGGCAGAGUACAUGGCAUUGACAGAAGCUGCUAAGGAGGCGAUAUGGUUAAGAGGGCUGGUCAGUGAUCUUGGUCUUCAUCAUGAUCAGGCUAUUGUAUUCUGUGAUAGCUUGAGUGCUAUCUAUUUAGCCAAGGAUCAGGUUCAUCAUGAGAGAACCAAACAUAUUGAUGUAAGAUACCGUUUUCUGAGAGAAGAAAAGAGGAUUGAAGUGAAGAAGGUAGGAACACCUGAUAAUCCUGCAGAUAUGUUCACUAAGGUGGUUCCUCACAGCAAGUUCAAGCAUUGUCUUGAUUUGCUGAACAUCUCAAGCUGUUAA